AUGGGGAGGCAGAAUCGCAAGGCUGUUAACCUGAAGCCUGAAGGUCGCUCGAAGAUGACGUGCGCAACAUGGAGGAUGCUUAGCCGAUCUCCAUCUCCCCAAGCGCCGCUGCAGCGGCUUGCCCCAUCACCGGCCACCUGGCUCCUGCGGCCCGGCGCCCCGGCACUCCAUACUCGGCAAGCUAGAUCACCGCACGGACGCAAGCAGCCGCUGCUUCUCCUCCCUAGCGCCUACACCACGACAGCGGCGGACGCCAAGCGCCUCGCCGGUGCCGUUCGCCUCAACAUCGGGGACGCGAGGCCAAGGCGGACUCCCGAGCGCGUGCGGAGGCUGGCGAUGGGAUUGGGAUUGGGCAAAUUUUUGCUGAGGCGAGGAGUGGUCGCCGAGACGAUGCAGAGAGAGGAGGAGGGCGGUGCGGCGGGGGCGGUUGGGGGAGAGCGGCGUGGCCCGGGCAGAGGGAGGAGGGAGGCCGCGCAUGGCUGGGGGUCGGGAGGUGACGCGACGAUCCGGGUACAGGGGCGGGUAUGA
Messenger RNA from Miscanthus lutarioriparius, 528 nucleotides. The record is from the annotation of a GenBank genome assembly. NCBI's taxonomy places the organism in Eukaryota, Viridiplantae, Streptophyta, Magnoliopsida, Poales, Poaceae.